This is a messenger RNA of Heteronotia binoei (common prickly gecko), 3454 nucleotides long. Its product is annotated as oocyte zinc finger protein XlCOF6-like. Lineage: Eukaryota; Metazoa; Chordata; Lepidosauria; Squamata; Gekkonidae. The transcript has 4 exons. Bases 1 to 2253 code for a protein of 750 amino acids. The record is from RefSeq and is a predicted model, not a curated record.
AUGAGAUUCAGUCGGAGUAGUACGCUUCAAUGGCAUCAGAGAACCCACACAGGGGAGAAACCUUUUGAAUGCUCACACUGUGGAAAGAGAUUCCGUCAGAGUGGCACUCUUCAACAACAUCAUAGGACGCACACAGGAGAGAAACCUUUUGAAUGCUCACAGUGUGGAAUGAGAUUCAGUCGGAGUAGUACUCUUCAAUGGCAUCAGAGAACCCACACAGGGGAGAAACCUUUUGAAUGCUCACACUGUGGAAAGAGAUUCCGUCAGAGUGGCACUCUUCAACAACAUCAUAGGAUGCACACAGGAGAGAAACCUUUUGAAUGCUCACAGUGUGGAAUGAGAUUCAGUCGGAGUAGCACUCUUCAAUGGCAUCAGAGAACCCACACAGGGGAGAAACCUUUUGAAUGCUCAGAGUGUGGGAAGAGAUUCAGUCGGAGUGGCCAUCUUCAACUGCAUCAGAAAACCCACACAGGGGAGAAACCUUUUGAAUGUUCAGAGUGUGGAAGGAGAUUCAGUCGGAGUGGCACUCUUCAACAACAUCAAAGGACCCACACAGGGGAGAAACCUUUUGAAUGCUCACAGUGUGGAAAGAAAUUCAGUCAGAGUGGCACUCUAAAGCUGCAUCAGAGAACCCACACAGGGGAGAAACCUUUUGAAUGCUCACAGUGUGGAAAGAGAUUCAGUCACAGUGGCACUCUAAAGCUGCAUCAGAGAAUCCACACAGGGGAGAAACAUUUUGAAUGCUCACAGUGUGGAAAGAGAUUCACUCACAGUGGUGCUCUUCAAAAGCAUCAAAGAACCCACACGGGGGAGAAACCUUUUGCAUGCUCAGAGUGUGGAAAGAGAUUCAGUCAGAGUGGCCAUCUUCAACAGCAUCAGAGAACCCACACAGGGGAGAAACCUUUUGAAUGCUCACAGUGUGGGAAGAGAUUCAGUCAGAGUGGCCAUCUUCAACAGCAUCAAUGGACCCACCCAGGGGAGCAACCUUUUGAAUGCUCACAGUGUCUGUCUGUUUCACCCCAGCAGAAUGGGUCCUGCUGGAUCCGGGCCAGAAAACUCUCUACAGGGAAGUCAUGCGGGAAAACUAUUGGAGCGUCAUCUCUCUGGCAGAGAACCCAAACAAGGGAGAAACCUUUUGAAUGCUCAGAGUGUGGAAAGAGAUUCAGUCGGAGUGACCAUCUUCAACAGCAUCAGAGAACUCACACAGGGGAGAAACCUUUUGAAUGCUCAGAGUGUGGGAAGAGAUUCAUUUUCAGUGGCAGUCUUCAACGCCAUCAGAGAACCCACACAGGGGAGAAACCUUUUGAAUGCUCAGAGUGUGGAAAGAGGUUCAGUCAGAGUGGCCAUCUUCAACAGCAUCAGAGAACUCACACAGGGGAGAAACCUUUUGAAUGCUCAGAGUGUGGAAAGAGAUUCGUUCACAGUAGUACUCUAAAACAGCAUCAGAGAACCCACACAGGGGAGAAACCUUUCAAAUGCUCAGAGUGUGGGAAGAGAUUCAUUUUCAGUGGCAGACUUCAACGGCAUCAGAGAACCCACACAGGGGAGAAACCUUUUGAAUGCUCAGAGUGUGGAAAGAGAUUCGGUUGCAGUAAUACUCUAAAACUGCAUCAGAGAACCCACACGGGGGAGAAACCUUUUGAAUGUUCAGAGUGUGGGAAAAGAUUCAUUUUCAGUGGCAAUCUUCAAGAGCAUCAGAGAACCCACACAGGGGAGAAACCUUUUGAAUGCUCAGAGUGUGGAAAGAGAUUCAGUCGCAGUAGUACUCUAAAUCGGCAUCAGAGAACCCACACAGGGGAGAAACCUUUUGAAUGCUCAGAGUGUGGAAAGAGAUUCGGUCGCAGUAGUACUCUAAAUCGGCAUCAGAGAACGCACACAGGGGAGAAACCUUUUGAAUGCUCAGAGUGUGGAAAGAGAUUCCGUUGGAGUGGCUAUCUUCAACAGCAUCAGAGAACUCACACAGGGGAGAAAUGUUUUGAAUGCUCAGAGUGUGGAAAGAGAUUCAGUCAAAGUGGCAGUCUUCAACGGCAUCAAAGGAUCCACACGGGAGAAACCCCUUUUUCAUGCUCAGAUUGUGGAAAGAUAUUCAGUUGCAGUGGCUCUCUUCAGCUGCACCAGAGAACCCACAUGGGGAAAACUUCUUUGAAUGCAAAGAGAUUCACUUGGCAUGGAUAUCGUCAACAGCAUCUUAAGAAUCCACACAAGGAGAAACUGUAUAACGGCUUAGCCUAUCAAAAGAGCUUUUCUAGAUAGCUUGAAUGUACACAGAAAUUUUACGCUAAACAGGACGAAAUGUUAAAAACGGUCAGACUAUGGCAGGAGAUUUAGCCAUGUUUGGAGACCUCAAACACAUCCCACUGUCCCACAUGCUGUUAAAGGGACACCACUUUUUACCUCCAGGCAGUUGGCAACCCUAGAUUAAGCGUUUCUUUAUGAAUCAGAGUACUGCUAAGGAGAAGUCAGAGCUCAUUAAAGAGAUUAUUAUUUGUUGCUAGUAAAUCAGACUUUGUGAAUUCAGAAACUGCAGCUGGGGUAAAAUCUCACAGCUCAGCUAUAAUGGGAGCUUAUAUGGAGCAUAUAUAGGAUUCCCAUUCUACAACCUCUCCACUGUUAUUGGGCUCAAUAUAAAGUGUUGGCUAUUACCCGAAAAGCCCUUCAUGACCCUGGACACUUAUAAUUGCCAGACUGCCUCUCCUCCUCUGUGCCCCCACAACAGCUCCGCUCCUCUGGGUGAGGUCUUCCGCAGGUGCCAACCUACAAAUGGGCGAAAUCAGCAACUGCACAUACACCUGUUGGGGAGCUACCUGCCCGAGGAGGUCAAGAAACUAUUGAAAACUGAGUGGAUCAAGAGAGCUUUUCUACUCGGGCAGGAGACUCCAACUGUCUAAAAUGACUCACAAAGUUAACUUGGAGAAAACAUUAGGGACUGUGGUCUGUGCUACUGUGUUUAGGGCAGUGAACCUAGGAUCCUACGAAGCAAAUCUUGUAUCAUAUAUUAUUUAAUGUGUCAUUUUAAGACCAAGCCUAUGCUUCAGCUGUGAUUAUAGAUUUCUGAUUGGUUCUACAACCCUAAUCCUUUUGUGUUGUUCAUGGAAUGCUGCUUCUUGUUGAUUAUUUGGACUCACUUCUGUUAGUCCUUUCCCAGAGGCCUGUCAUUCAAAAGCCCUGGCAGAGGAGCAGACCUUCUGAAGCAUUCUUCAAUAAUUAUCCUGAUUUGGCUAUAGAUUAGGAUUUACUUUGAGCCCCAGAUUUGGAAUUCUUUGGGAAAAUUUCUUUUUGCCGAAUAGAAUUAAUUAUAGGCUAUUUCUCAGUUCUUAAUAUCUAGUAUAUUGUGUACUGUUUUGGUAAAUUGUUUAUGCAUCAAAUUGUUUAAAUUGGAUCUUUGUAUUUAGAUUUAUGUUUUUAUUACUUAUUUUCCCUUGCAUUGGAUUAGAUUUAAUUUUUUUUAAAAGCA